UGUGCGCAUGGUGCUGAAGGAAUUGGAUCCUGCAGGAGUUUCAAUGAGGAGAGCCAGACGUCUCAGACGGCGCAGCUACUUUGCUAAGGGACCAAACUUUAUUUGGCAUUUGGACUCGUACGAUAAGUUAAAACCAUAUGGCGUUUGUAUUAAUGGCUGCAUUGAUGGCUUUUCGCGUAAGAUUAUUUGGCUUAAUGCCUACACAACUAGUAGCGAUCCAAAGCUAAUCGGUGGUUACUAUAUUGAAGCGGUGGAGCGUUUGGGAGGAUGCCCUAGAGUUGUUAGGGGGGAUCUUGGAACUGAAAACGGUCAUGUAAGAGACUUUCAACGUUUUCUUCACAUCAGUCAUGAAGAUGAAACCCUUGACAGCUAUUUGGAAGGUGCAAGUACUGCCAACCAAAGGAUCGAUUACUGGUGGGGGUUUCUGCGCAAAGAGUGCAUGGAAUUCUGGAUUUCCCUGUUCGCUGACCUCAGAGACAAUGGAUUCUUCGAUGGAGGAUUCUUGGACAAAAGUUUGCUCCAGUUCUGCUGCAUGGGACUCAUCCAAGAUGAGCUGGAUGACACUGCACAGAUUUGGAAUGCACACACCAUUAGGGCAUCAAAGAAUAUCAGUAACCCCAGUGGUCGGCCCAGUGUGAUGUAUGCAUUGCCUGAGCUCUACCACACCAGAGACUUCCUCACCUCAGCCGACACUGAAAGUGUUCAGUUGUGCAAGAACGAAUGCACUUUCCGACGCCCCAUAUCAUGUGAUCCAGAUGUAAAUGAACUGUGUAAUGUUAUAAUCUCUGAGUCUCAGUUGAACAUUCCAAGAGACCCAUAUCAAGCUAUGAACUUAUACAUGCAUUUAAGAGAUGUGAUCAGGGCAUUACUGUAAGUAAGAAGGCAAGGUCAUUUUUAUCUGAAAUGUUUACAUAAUUUGUAGACAAUACAGUCCCCAGGGGAAACCUGAAACAUUGUGGAAAGAUUUUAUAUAGAAUUACAAUUUACCAGACUAC
Onychostoma macrolepis is the source of this 995-nucleotide messenger RNA. RefSeq lists its product as uncharacterized. The coding region runs from base 8 to 874 and encodes 288 amino acids. NCBI's taxonomy places the organism in Eukaryota, Metazoa, Chordata, Actinopteri, Cypriniformes, Cyprinidae. The record is from RefSeq and is a predicted model, not a curated record. The transcript is spliced from 2 exons.